UGCCAUAGUGUUUGAUCUUUUAGGAUCGAUAUGCUAGUUGUAUCCCAAAGUUGACAAAUGUUACUUUAGCGGAUAUAUGCAAAAAUUCUUAAAUAUUAAAAAUCUUUCUUUUGGGGUGGAAAAACAGACCAAAAUGCUAAUGACGACUCUUGCAUUAAUGGGCAUGUCCAAUUGAUUUAUCCAAUUAAAUGCUCUCUAGAAUGACAAUACCUGCCCCUGACUAGCAAUAAAGCUAAAAAGGUAGCUAAACUCUCAUAAAACCUCUCUCUUUCUCUUUUCCCCCAGAUGUCACAAGUGACACCAGCGUGGAUGAAGCAGCAAAAGAUGUAGAAUCAGUUGUGGGUGCUGAUGGGUUGAACUGCUUAAUUAAUAAUGCCGCAAUUAACAUCUCCAGUGAUCUCAACACAGUGACUCGAGAUGUCUUGAUGAAAAGCUUUGAAAGUAACACAGUGGCUCCUCUUUUUGUCACCAAGGCCUUUUUGCCAUUGUUGAGAAGGGCAGCAGCUCAAGGUAGUGGCAUGGGAAUACACAGAUCAGCAGUGGUCAAUGUCUCUUCUAUCCUGGGAUCUGUGCAGCUCAACUGGGGCGAGGGAGCGAGCUUCAAGAGUUAUGCUUAUAGAGCUUCAAAGAGUGCCCUGAACAUGGUUACAAGGUGUCUGGCCACAGAUUUGGAAGCAGAGGGAAUAUUGUGUGUAGCCCUCCAUCCUGGUUGGGUACGCACAGAUAUGGGUGGGCCAAUGGCACCUUUGAGUCCAGAAGAGAGCAUUUCAUCUGUGUUGAGUGUCAUUUCUGGAUUAAAGGAGAAGGAUCAUGGUGGAUAUGUGGAUUACACUGGGAGCAAUUUACCCUGGUGAACUUUUGUGUGUCAUUGUCAUUGUCCAAGUGCAAAAGCCAGAACCCUGAUGAGCUAAAACCAGAAAAACAGCCUGCACUAUUAAUUAUUCAUAAAUUCCCUGUUUGCAUAUGUUUCCUGUGGUUAUGUGUCCCUGUAUGCAUGUGUAUAAAAUGUGUGUGCAUGCAGAUUAUAUAAAGAAAUAAAAUUGUGCUUUUGGGAAGAAAAGAAAAGGUCAUUUUUACAAAAGUGUAUAUAUAUAGAAAAUCAAAUUGUUUUGACCUGUCAAUGAAAGGCUGUGAUGCUGAAUAUCUUAAACUAUAUACUGUUUGAUACCUGUAAGUAAUGGUCUGUCAUGGUUGUUGCCUUUUCAUGAAUAUAAAAUACAAGAUAAACAAUUGGGUGUGGA
Molecule: messenger RNA, 1241 nt
Organism: Xyrauchen texanus (razorback sucker)
Lineage: Eukaryota; Metazoa; Chordata; Actinopteri; Cypriniformes; Catostomidae
Product: C-factor-like
Exons: 4
Coding region: 426-854 (142 amino acids)
Source: RefSeq, a predicted model, not a curated record